AUGGCUGUCCCAACCCAAAAACCUUCAUCACCUCAUCAAAAACUAGAGCGAAUAGUAAUUCUUGGCCUACCAUCGUUCCUCAAAAGACAGGACAAAGAAUUCUCUUCGAAAUUCCAAUUUCUGAGUCCGUCGGAAUCCAAUCUUCCGUUGGAACAAUUCCUCGAGGCGGAGGCUCAAAACACUCAAGCCGCUGUCUGCUCCGGCGGAUUUAAGAUCUCCGCCGAAGUCCUCCGCCAUCUUCCUUCCCUUAGGCUGAUCGUCACACUCAGCGCCGGCCUCAACCAUAUAGAUCUCUCCGAGUGCCGUAAACGUGGAAUCUCCGUCGCAAAUGCCGGCAACAUCUUCUCCGCCGACGUUGCGGAUCUGGCGGUUGGGAUGAUCAUUGAUGUUAUGAGAAAAAUUAGUGCCGGCAAUCGUUUCGUUAAAACUGGGCUCUGGCCUAAACAAGGGAAUUUUCCUCUUGGUUCUAAGUUGGGUGGCAAGCAAGUUGGGAUUGUUGGAUUGGGAAGCAUUGGUGUAGAAGUAGCAAAGAGGCUCGAAGCAUUUGGUUGUAAAAUAUCGUACUACUCGAGGAAGAAGAAGCCUUUUUCUUCGUAUUCAUUUCAUUCCAACAUCCAUGAACUGGCUUUAGCAUCUGAUAUCCUUGUCAUUUGUUGUGCAUUGACCGAGCAAACCCGUCAUAUGAUUAACAGAGAGGUUCUUUUGGCGCUCGGAAAGGAAGGACUGAUCGUUAAUGUUGCACGCGGAGCAAUAAUAGACGAGAAGGAAUUGGUGCAGUGUUUGGUGCAACAAGAAAUUGCAGGGGCAGGGUUGGAUGUAUUUGAACACGAACCUCAUGUUCCUCGAGAGCUAUUUGGAUUGGACAAUGUAGUGUUAUCGCCACAUUCUGCUGCCUUAACAGAGGGAGUGUUUAGGAAUUCAAAUGAACUCGUGACCGAAAAUUUGGAAGCUUUCUUCUCAAAUAGACCCCUGCUUUCUCCUGUUUUAGACGAUGAAUAG
This is a messenger RNA of Fraxinus pennsylvanica, 999 nucleotides long. Lineage: Eukaryota; Viridiplantae; Streptophyta; Magnoliopsida; Lamiales; Oleaceae. The record is from the annotation of a GenBank genome assembly.